AUGCCUGCGCCCGCAACCCACCACACCCGCCUGCGCCACGGCGCCCCGACGCUCCUGCUCCUCCUGACGGCUCUCGCCACCACCCUCGCCUGCCGCCACCUGCCUCCCUGCCACUCCACCUUCCCCUGGGACAGCCUCAGCAUCCUCCGGGACAUGGCUCCCAGACCGCCACAGCCCUGCCAACACCAACAGGCGCCCUUCCCCUUCCCCGACACCCUCCUCCACAACAGCCACCCACAGCAAGCCGCCGCCACCGCCCGACACAUCCUCGACAACCUCUUCGCCACCCUCAGCGCACAGAGCACCCCCCAACACUGGGACGACCAGGCACGCCAUCGCCUCCUCAACAACCUCCACCGCCACAGCCAGCAGCUCCAGCAAUGCCUCGCACCCAACGGCACGCUCUCCCAAGGACAAGGGCCCCGCAACCGCACGCUCACCAUCAGCAAAUACUUCAGGCGCAUCCACAACUUCCUCCACACCCACAACCACAGCGCCUGCGCCUGGGACCACGUCCGCCUCGAAGUUCGCGCCUCUUUCCAGCGCCUCCACAACCUCACCCGCACCAUGUGCAAUUAGACCAACCGCCCCGACCAACCCGCGCGCACCCACGCGCC
This is a messenger RNA of Chroicocephalus ridibundus (black-headed gull), 617 nucleotides long. RefSeq names its product interferon-like. Gene Ontology annotation, cellular component: extracellular region. The transcript has a single exon. Bases 1 to 579 code for a protein of 192 amino acids. Gene Ontology annotation, molecular function: cytokine receptor binding. The record is from RefSeq and is a predicted model, not a curated record. Lineage: Eukaryota; Metazoa; Chordata; Aves; Charadriiformes; Laridae. Gene Ontology annotation, biological process: defense response.